ACAAAAUAUUGAGAUAAAAUCAGCCUUAUUAAGACCGAUUAGCGAUGCCUGUCGCAUUUUAUGCGACUUAUACCAACUUGAGACCAAGAGGAGAAGAACUCAUAUAAUAAAUUCAAUAAAUAAUAAGAUGAAAGACAUAGUUAUGGACACAGUGCCAGGAAAGUAUCUUUUUGGUGACAAUAUAUCAGAAAAGCUCAAGACAGCCCAGGGUAUUAAUAGAUCUGGGCAGAUUUUAAAGGUCAUACCAAAUAAAACACCCUUCUCUAAUUCAAACAAGAAUACAAUGACGGCUACACCUAGCAAUGUUAAGUCUUUAAACCAGAGGACCCCAUAUCGGAAAACAGCUGCACGUUCUUAUAUGGGGAAACAACGACUGCAGGAUCGUGCAGCACCAGCAACGGUGGCAACAAGCAGCCGCCAGCGACACUACCGCCGCAGCCCGCCGCCGCCGCCCCCUCGACGUCAGAGACAGCAGCGCUAUUGAACAGUAACGACAAGAAUUCAUCACAAUCUGCACAGUUCACUAGAACUGAUUGCCGUGAGAUUGUCAGGGAGACACUACUAGGACGACAACUUUCCCCAAGAUCUGUGGAUAUCAUGUUAGCAUCAUUGACGGAUAGUACAUAUAAGCAAUAUGAUGGCUGUAUUAGAUCAUGGAUUAAGUAUUGUGAGAUUAAUAACAUAUGCUAUCAUUCUGCAUCUAUUUCGGAAAUAAUACAUUACCUUAGUCAACUUUUUGAUCAGGGAGUACGGUAUGGCACUAUUAACUCUCAUAAAGCAGCAAUAAGUUUGUUAAUGGGAAAUCCCAUAGAUGAUAAUAGGAUAAAGAGAUUCAUGAAGGGAGUAUAUAGGUUACGACCUCCCACACCUAAAUAUGAUAUAGUUUGGGAACCUAAUAUCGUUUUAAAUUAUUUAAGCCAAUUCUGGCCCAACCAUACAUUAAGUUUAGAAGAUUUGUCAAAGAAAACAGUCACGCUUAUUGCUUUAGUAACGGCUCAUCGUGUCCAGACCAUCUCCCUUAUCAAAAUCAGUAAUGUGGUUAUAAACCAGGGUAGUGAAGUUAUUAUUAAAAUACCGGAUUUUAUAAAGACUUCUGGACUUAACAUAAAUCAACCUGUAUUAAAACUCCCUUUCUUCACUCCCCGGCCUGAGAUUUGUCCAGCGUUAAGCAUCAUUGCUUAUUUGAAUAAAACUGCACCUUUACGUGUAAAUAACCAAGAACGAUUAUUCUUAAGUUAUAAAAAACCUCAUCAGGAGGUUUCCUCCCAGACUAUAAGUCAUUGGAUAAAGUUUAUUUUGGGUAAAAGUGGCGUUGAUAUAUCGAUUUUCAGCGCGCAUAGCACUCGCCAUGCAUCUACUUCAUCUGCCAAUAGAAUUGGAGUCAGUAUUGAGGUAAUAAAAAAGACAGCUGGUUGGAGUGAACAAUCGGGAGUUUUUGCAAAAUUCUAUAAUAAGGAGAUUAUUAACGAUCAAAAUUCAUUUGCUCGAUCCAUUCUUACGAACAAUAAUAAUAAUUGUGACUAAAUUAAGUAAUCUGUUUGUAAUGUAGUUAUAAGAACUGAAA
This is a messenger RNA of Maniola jurtina (meadow brown), 1564 nucleotides long. RefSeq lists its product as uncharacterized. Gene Ontology annotation, molecular function: DNA binding. Bases 598 to 1524 code for a protein of 308 amino acids. The record is from RefSeq and is a predicted model, not a curated record. Gene Ontology annotation, biological process: DNA recombination; DNA integration. Lineage: Eukaryota; Metazoa; Arthropoda; Insecta; Lepidoptera; Nymphalidae. The transcript has 2 exons.